This is a messenger RNA of Aspergillus alliaceus, 3008 nucleotides long. Its product is annotated as class I alpha-mannosidase 1A. Lineage: Eukaryota; Fungi; Ascomycota; Eurotiomycetes; Eurotiales; Aspergillaceae. The record is from RefSeq and is a predicted model, not a curated record. Gene Ontology annotation, molecular function: calcium ion binding; mannosyl-oligosaccharide 1,2-alpha-mannosidase activity. The transcript has 3 exons. Gene Ontology annotation, cellular component: endoplasmic reticulum; Golgi membrane. Gene Ontology annotation, biological process: N-glycan processing; carbohydrate metabolic process. Bases 433 to 2964 code for a protein of 843 amino acids.
ACAAUCUGUUAGGUCUUUUUGCGCCUGGGAAGAUUUGCCAUCCUCAAUGUCACUCUGUCUUCUCAAUUCACUAACGCUUGAUUCCCAUUGCGAGCAGGGAGGCCACAGGUCCCUAUUAUUGCGAUGAUUGCUAUGAUUUAGAGAAGGAGCUCUCCACUUUAUUCAUCCAAUCUACUGGUAUUUUUUUUGUUUAUUCGGACCUAAUAUUUUCUCUCUCUCUUGGCCGGCCCUAUUUCUUUAUCUCCUGAAUUCGACCCUGACAAUUGUUCUCUUUGCUUUUACCCAUUUGAUUGAAUUUGCUAAUACUCCCUGUAUCUUUCUUUUUUCUCCUCAUUUAGGUUUUCUGUAUUCCUUUUUUCCCUCAUUUUUUUUUUUUUUUUGAGUCCCCAGCCCAUUGCCCCCCUCCCCUUUCCCGAGGCAAUUUCGCCUACCAUGCUUCGAGCCCGGCGAUAUCGGGUUCUUCUAAUCUUUGCGGCCGUAUUUGUCUUGACCUUCGUUCAUUUUAGUCGAUCUCGUGAACCCCCUACAGUGACAUUGGGUGCCCCUCCGCCUGUCGAUCAUCCGGGGUCGUCAUACCCCCAAAAUCCACCUGCCGCAGAUUACAAGGAACCUGCACCUGCUACACCAGAACUUCCUCUGGAGACCCCUCUCCCAAAUGGUCCAACCGAUCCUAGUACAUCCGAUGAGAAGGCUCCAUCACAGCUUCCCGAUUCCGACAAUUUAUCAGCCCCCGAACACCCUAGACAAUCGAACGAACCGCAGUCAAAGGAAAAUGGACCAAACGUGGACCAUAUUGGGGAAAUACCGGUGGCUCAUUGGAAGAAGCUACCAGAGCGAUACCCUGUCGCAGCUGCGGACUUAAUCAAACUACCAAGCGGCAAAUCGAAGUCUCUUCCUAAACUACAGGCUAAAUUCUCCGACGAAGCGUCCGAAGAUAAGAUAAAACGGUUAAACAGACUGUCCACCAUCAAGGCCGCGUUUGAACAUGCGUGGAAUGGGUACAAGGCAUCUGCGAUGGGUCACGAUGAGGUCUUGCCGCUUCGCGGUGGAGCUCGUGAUCCCUUUAACGGUUGGGGGGCAACGCUCGUUGACACCUUGGACACUCUUUGGAUCAUGGGCUUGGAGGAGGAAUUCUCAAUUGCUGUAGAUCAGGUGAAAAAGAUUGAUUUCACGACCAGUAAGAAGAGCGAGAUCCCUGUGUUCGAAACGGUGAUUCGAUACCUCGGUGGGCUGCUGGGUGCCUACGAUAUCUCAGGACAUAAGUAUAAUUUGCUUCUUGAAAAAGCGGUUGAGCUGGCAGAAGUCUUAAUAGCUGCCUUUGAUACGCCCAACCGGAUGCCGAUGCUUUAUUACAAGUGGAAGCCGGAUGAAUCAUCCAAACCUCGCCAUGCUAGUCCGAUGUCCGUCCUUGCUGAACUAGGCUCGCUUUCUCUGGAAUUCACGCGCUUGGCACAACUAACCAGGAACGAUAAGUAUUAUGACGCAAUCGCACGGAUCACGAACGAGUUGGAGAAGCUCCAAAGUCAAACCAGCCUUCCCGGCCUAUGGCCGAUGAAAAUAGAUGCUUCUGGGUGCACCGUUCCUGAACCCCGGUCUGGCCACGAGGUUCCGCGUGGUGUACCGUUGAACACCUCAACUCCAGCGAGUAGCCCGACACCUAUUGAGAGCGCUAUGACCAUGCCAACGGACGCCGAAAGUUAUAAGAAACUCUUAGCUUCACGCCAGCUUCAUGAGGACGCACAACCGGCCAUUUAUGACACAACUCCAGAGGCCUCAAAUCUCAAGUCGCAUGAAAUCCCAACAUCAACUGUAGAAACCACCGAGUACUGCAAAGGAGGUCUUACCAAUCCCUCGGGAUCUCUCCAAUUUGGACUCGCGGCUCCCGGGGAUUCAACGUACGAGUACCUACCCAAGGAGUACAUGCUUCUAGGUGGUCUCAACGAACAAUAUCGUACAAUGUAUGAAAGAACCGCGGACGCGGCGCGAAAGCAUCUCCUCUUCCAACCCAUGAUCAAGGAUGACCGUGACGUCCGAUUCUUGGCUACCGCCAUCAAACCACGACCUGACGCCGAGAUAACUUAUGCGUAUGAGGGGGCGCAUCUAACCUGCUUCGCCGGCGGCAUGUUUGCCGUUGGGUCUAAGUUAUUUGGAAUUGACAGUGAUCUUGACAUUGCCGCCAAAUUAACCGAUGGAUGUGUGUGGGCAUAUGAGUCCACCAAGACUGGUAUCAUGCCCGAAAAAUUUAUGAUGCUACCCUGCAAAGCAGACGUACCAUGUGUGUGGAACGAGACCGAGUAUUGGAGGGCUUUAGAUCCUCAUGAGGAACAACGCAUUGCUCGAGGCAAGCAGCAGAGAGAGCAAAAGGAGCCUAGCGCAAAGAUGGAGGGGAAGAAGGAUGAAGUGAGAGGAAGCCAAGGUAACGCCACCUCUUCCGCUCUGAGAAACCCUCGCAACAAGCGUGAUCCCGAGCGAGGCAACUGGCACGUCAUCGCCAGCCCAAGCCAAACACCAAAGCCCAGUGAUACUGCCGACGUAGAAGGGCGGGACUCCACACAAUCUUCGAAAUCUUCGACGCUGUCUCACGAGGAAUUUGUUCUGUCGCGGAUCGAGCACGAGCACCUUCCACCCGGCGUGGUCCGUGUUAACUCUCGCAUCUAUCUCCUCCGACCCGAGGCCAUCGAGUCCGUCUUCAUCAUGUACCGCCUCACUGGCAAAGAAUACUGGCGGGAGAAAGGUUGGAAGAUGUUUGAAGCCAUCUCCAAGUAUACCCGCACGGAGAUAGCGCACUCCGCAAUCAAGGACGUCACAGUCGAAAACCCCCAAAUCUCUGAUGAGAUGCAGUCAUUCUGGCUCGCGGAGACGUUGAAGUACUUCUAUUUACUCUUCAGUGAACCGAACGUGGUGGAUCUAGACGAAUACGUUCUAAACACCGAGGCUCACCCUUUCAAACGUCCCGUAUAUUAAUGUUCGUUUCUUGUCUGCUUAAAAUUUCUUUUUUUUCCGUGUAA